This is a messenger RNA of Dromiciops gliroides (monito del monte), 3772 nucleotides long. RefSeq names its product CD40 molecule (gene CD40). Lineage: Eukaryota; Metazoa; Chordata; Mammalia; Microbiotheria; Microbiotheriidae. Gene Ontology annotation, molecular function: protein binding; signaling receptor activity; antigen binding. The transcript is spliced from 9 exons. The record is from RefSeq and is a predicted model, not a curated record. The coding region runs from base 90 to 920 and encodes 276 amino acids. Gene Ontology annotation, biological process: TRIF-dependent toll-like receptor signaling pathway; B cell activation; inflammatory response. Gene Ontology annotation, cellular component: CD40 receptor complex; external side of plasma membrane.
GGUGGGGCUUCCCUGUGGUGUGUAGAGGACUAUUAGACGCCUGCUCUUGGCCAUCCUCACCUCUCUCGCAGCCCUCGUCUAGAACAGCCAUGAUCCUGUUCUGUCUGCUGUGGAGCUGCGUUUUCGCUACCGUCCACAUGAAGCCAUUCAUUUCAUGUGAGAAAGACCACUACUCAGUGAAUGGACUCUGUUGUAAGAAGUGUUCUCCAGGAACAAAGCUGGUCGCCGAUUGCAGCAAGGACAAUGAAACCCAGUGCCAGCCUUGCCAAGAGGGCGAGUUCCAGGCUUCCUGGAACUAUGAAAAAUACUGCCACCUACACAGAUAUUGCGAUAUCAAUUUGCACCUCAAGAUUCAGAAGGAAGGCUCCUUGGAAAAGGACACCAUCUGCAUUUGCACGGAUGGUCUUCACUGCACUAGCCCAGAGUGCGAGAGCUGCAGCACCCAUAGCCCCUGCCAGCCAGGAUUCGGCGUCAAGGAGAAGGGCACAGGUACUACUGACACCCUCUGUGAAUCCUGCCAGAAAGGCUUUUUCUCCAACGUGUCCUCUGCAUCGGAAGAAUGCCAGCCCUGGACCAGCUGCAAAGACAUAGGACUGGUGGAAAUUCAGGAGGGAACGGAUAAAACUGAUGUGAUCUGCACAGAAGAUUCCAAAUCUCGAAUCGGUCUCUUGGUGCUGAUCCCCAUCAUAGUAGGAAUUUUCUUUGUUGUCAUCAGCUUGCUGCACUGGAAAUAUCUGAGUUUCAAGGAGCCGAGGAACAAGGUUCUUCAGCAAGUGUGUAUCCCAGUUCUACCCCAAGAAAGAAGGCCCGAGGAGGUUGAAGAGGAUCUCCUCCCUGUGCAGGAAACCUUAGUUCGGGGCCAGCCAGUCACCCAGGAGGAUGGCAAAGAGAGCCGCAUUUCAGAACAAGAAGGACAGUGAGAGGCCGUAGGUCUCAGGGCUUGCCAGGGCCAGAAUGGGGCCAAGCACUGAGGUUCAGGGCAUCUGGAGGUGGGGGAGGCUCCAGAGUCCUGAGGGCAGCAUUGCCAGUGGCUGUUGUUCUGGAGACAGAGGGAGGGGUGGGGAAAGGACUGGGGGGACUGCCUGCUUCCUGUCUGACCCUGGAAGUGCAUGGUGCAGAGGGUCUGGAGACUUUUUGCCUUUAUGAAUGACUUGGACAUUUGCAGGCCCCAGAGUUGCCCUCUUGGUCCUGCUGCCUUUGCAUAAGGAAGGAGGAAAAGAGAAAAUGGUCCCAUUAUCAGAGAAGGAAUUUCCACUGGCACAAUCCACCCCUGCCCCCCCAAGCCACAGAGGAGAUUCCGGGAAUAUGAAUAUACACACAUUGCCCACAAAGCACUUUUGAUCUUAAGGUUGGUCCUUCUGACCCUUUCCAUGCAGAACGGGGGAAGCUUUACUCUUUAGCAUCCACCUCAAGGCCCAGGGGUCUUCCUAGCCUACCUCUCCUCCAUCUUAGCCAUAGUGUGAGUGGCUGUUGCUGAUGCUGCUGGGUACAGUAGUGCCCUGCUCCUCACCUUCAGGGAGAACAUUAGGAUAAAAAUAUAACAUCCCAUUAUCUUCCUGCAGUGCCAGCUGAGGGGUAGACCAGACAGGAGGAGCAGAUGGAAGAAGAGCCCAGGAAAGGGAGAAGGGAGGGCAGUGAGGAAGACUGCUUUAGCCCACACUGGCUGGGGCACAAAUACAAGAAAGGCGUGGAGGUGAGGGUCAGGCCAGAGUCAGUCUGUCUCUCUAAGUGUUAUUUAUGAUCACUGAAAGGUGGGAUCAGGCUGGGCUGUGUACACAUUGCCUGGAAUGGAAUCAGGGUUGGCAUCUGUAAGUGGUUUGGAGAUUGAUUAAAUGAAACUUUGAGGUCCAGUAAGAGGUCUUGAUCUCCUAAUUGGGAAAUCUUGGUUUAUGCUCUAGGGUCUAGACCCACAUGGAGCUUAAUAAAGGAGGUGGCUCAAAGUAUGUUUACAGACCUGGAAUUACAGCCUGUGUUUAGAGAGGGAAAGUGAAAGGGAUAGGGAGUGGCGUGUAGAAGCCCCUGGGUGGGAGGAGAUGGCUGGGGGGGGGGAGGGGGAGUGCCCCUCCCCUCGGUGAAGAUCCUUAAGCAAAGCUAGGGCCACUGAUCCCACCCUGAAGUCCCUUUUCCCUCUGGGCCUUGGACUCUCUAGUGGAGGUGGUGGCUGUAAAGCAGACAGCAUCCAGAAGGUGGCACUGAGGUCACAUCCAUGUCCGUUUCUAUUCCCAAGGCCCCCACUCUGCCCUGGUCUCAUUCUCCCCAUGUUCCUUAGCAUCAUAGGCUUUAGAACUGGGAGGACCCUUAGAGAACUCCUAGUCCCAUUUCCUCUUUUGACAGUGGAGGAAACUGUCUCCAAGGAGAGGAGAAACUUGCUUAAAGUCACACAGAUAGCAGUAGCAGAGCCACUAUUUAAAACAAGGGCCUCAGACUCUUAAGUCCAGUGCUUAUUUGACUAUGGUGGGAAUUCCUUAUCUCUUGCCAUACUAUGAUUCAAUGCCCCUUUGAUCUCAACUAGCCCAUCCUUUGAAUCCACUUGAACUCAUCUCUAUCUGAAUCAGAGGAUAUGGUUUCAAAUUCCAGCUAUACCUCUUAUCAGUCUGACCUUAGGCACUCUUGGCCCCAGUUUCCUUUUCUGUAAAAUGAAGAAGUUGGAUUGGACAAUCUCUGUGGUGCCUUCCAGCUCUAAGUCCUAUGUUCCACUGAUCCUCCUUUUCCCAUAGCUUAUCCCCAUCCCACAGUCCUCUUCCUCCAACCCCUGUUUUCUUUUCUCUUCCUACCUUCCCAUUAUCCACCCCCCCCCCCCAAAUAGUUGGAGAAGUUUGGCCCAAACAGGUAUGGGAGAGGAAUGAACUGGAGUCCAUGGAGAGGGCAGUAGCUAACUUCUGAUUAUUUCCCUUCACAGACCUCAGGAAUCCUUCCCUUCUAAAAUAUGUGUCACACCUAGGCCCUCUGGCACUAUGUCUGGUUUCCUAGGGCAGCCUCUGUUAUUAAAGACUCUGCCCCCAGGGAUCUGUCUGCCCAAGCAGCUCAGACACAGAAAAUUAGGAAUUUGCUUGCUGGGGGGCAAGGUAGGGGGGAGGGAGAAAUGCAAUUUUAAUCUGAAAAAGCAAAGCUGUGUGGGGAAGGGAGUGACAUGGGGAGAAAGGCAUCUUGGGAACUUGGAUGGAGAAACCUGGAAGCAGGAGAGGGAGGGGUUGCUGAGUGAGGGCCAGUCUGGGGUUCAAACCCAGAAGGCAGACCUCCAGCCUCCCUCCUUCUGUUGGGUUAGCCGUUCAGUGGUACAGCAAGGGAGGCUCGCCCGGGUCAGAUACCACCAUCUGCUCUGGCAAUAGAUGCAGCGCUUCAGCCAAGGUCCUUGACUCCUCUGGGUUCAGAGUAAAAUCCUUUCCACUUUCCCCCCACUCAGAACAGCAGAUGGACUGGACCAUUAAUUAAGAUUGUUUAAGAGGAUAAUGGUCUUGUCCUGGUCACUCUUCUCUAUUCCCUACUCCCCCUCUACAAUACUUCCCCAGGUCACUUUCUUCAAACUCUGCCUGUCUCCCUGGCCUCUAUCAGCUGUCUACUCUCCUUGUCCAUCCCAGCCUUCCUGUUCAUCGUCCUGUAUCUCUACACAUAUUCCUCUAUUCUUAAGUUGGUACCUGUUUUUCUUCAUUGAUUGGCAUCUCUCUUCUCUCCCUCAACACUCUUGAUUUACUCUCAUGGAAGGCACUUAAUGAAUGGUGAAUGAGCAAGUCAAGUCUACAAGCAUUUAUUAAGCACCUACUAUGUGCCAGGG